UGUGCACUAAUGAGACAGAGUGGCUGGGGCCACAGGGGCUACAGCCUCAGAGAGAGGGGAUUUACUCUAUACCGACAACAUUUUCCACUUAUUCUGAGAAACACACGGGCAGCGUGAGCAAGGGAGGAAGCAUCAUCUCAGAUCGGCCAACUGGUAGGUAUACUGCACCUACCUUACAUUUAAAAAGUGGAGCAGGAAGAAUGAGAUCUGUCUGAAGUUAAUACAGCAGCAAUGAUCAUGUGGACAUUGGUGCUCCUCACAAUAGGAAUAGUGGAUUUGGGUAUUGGCCAACACUACAGCCAGAUCCAGUGGCUGUCCCACCUGCGCAGGCGACAAUGGCACGCUGGUUUGCAGGCUGAGGAUGCAAAUUGCCCCCUGGAGUGUAAUUGCCCCUCAGUCUACCCCACAGCCAUGUACUGUCAUAGCCGCAACCUUCAGCAUGUUCCCUAUGUCCCCUCGCAUAUAAAAUAUGUCUACCUGCAGCAUAACCAGAUCACAGGCAUCCAGGAUGGGGUGUUUGAUAACGCUACCGACUUGGUCUGGAUUGUGUUAUUUCACAACAAGCUCAGCUCAGACAAAAUCGGCAAGAACGUCUUCAGCAAGCUCAAGAACUUGGAUCGGCUCCUCUUGGAUCACAAUGACCUAACACACGUGCCUCCUAACUUGCCCACUUCAAUCACAGACCUGCGACUUGGGCACAACAAGAUAUCAAAAGUCCUUGCCAGCUCAUUCAAGGGGAUGACCAACCUCACCACCCUUCAUCUCCAAGCAAAUGCCAUAGAAGACGUUGGAGGUGUGUUCAAGGGGUUCAAGUCUCUGACAAUGCUGGAUAUCAGGAAAAACAAGCUAAGGAAAAUCCCUGACAACCUCCCUGUGAGGGUGCAGCAGCUAUACCUGGAAUUUAAUAAUAUAGAAAGCAUUCCAGCAGAUUUUCUCACCAUGUAUCCCAAACUGCAGUUUGUCCGCUUAGCUCAUAACAAGCUGACUAAUGAAGGACUUCCUUCCAAUGUCUUCAAUAUCAGCACGUUGGUCGAGCUUGACCUGUCCUUCAAUAAACUGGAAAAGAUUCCUGUUGUCAGCAUGAACCUGGAGAACCUUUACUUGCAAGGCAAUAAGAUUAAAGAGUUCUCCCUGAGCAGUUUCUGCAGUGCUGUUGACAUGUCAAACUUCUCCAGGCUGAAGAUGCUCCGUCUCGAUGCUAAUGAGAUCAGUGCCAAAGACAUUCCUGCUGAAGCCGCCUACUGUUUGCGGCAUGUUGCUUUCAUUGAUGUGUAGAGGUUUCCGAAAUGUCUCUAUCUGUAACACAUGCCAUGCUAUUAUGCUUCAUUGCAUUUUCCUUAUAUUACUCACUCUCCUCUUCAUUAAAACAUGAUUGCAUAAUGUUUGUUUAAGCUGUUAUGAAAGCUGUUAGCAUUAUUGAAAUUAUAAAACUAACCAAAAGGAAAUACCAUAGUUUUACAAUCACAUAUCCGGGUGGCAGACAUGUGGAUGACAAAGAGUGAAGAGAUCUGGUCUAAUGAGUUACAUCCGCUCAACUAAUUAAUUGGUUCCAGUUGUCUGGUAAAAUGGUUAGUAAUAAUAGUGCUCAGGUAUAAUAGGAAUAUAAUAUAAUAUAAAAUAUAAUAUGAAACUGCCAGCCAUUGGAUUUUUGCCUCCAUCAUGUGGCACCUGGUGGAAGGGAGCAGUAAUUAUCAUCAAUAUGUUUUUGUGAACAUUUUAAAAUUAUAAUCAGUGAUGCACACUGAGUAAAGCAUUUACACUUUGUCUUCUGGUUAUUCAGUCCAUAGGACAAUUUUGAUUUUCUCCCUGUUCACAUUUAACAUGUGAAAUUGUCUGGUUAAGUGUGUCUCUAAUUAAAUAUGUAUUCUACUUCAAA
Messenger RNA from Haplochromis burtoni (Burton's mouthbrooder), 1876 nucleotides. RefSeq names its product fibromodulin b (gene fmodb). The record is from RefSeq and is a predicted model, not a curated record. NCBI's taxonomy places the organism in Eukaryota, Metazoa, Chordata, Actinopteri, Cichliformes, Cichlidae. Gene Ontology annotation, molecular function: protein binding. The coding region runs from base 232 to 1275 and encodes 347 amino acids. The transcript is spliced from 3 exons.